This is a messenger RNA of Balaenoptera acutorostrata (minke whale), 1417 nucleotides long. Its product is annotated as NUT family member 2G-like. Lineage: Eukaryota; Metazoa; Chordata; Mammalia; Artiodactyla; Balaenopteridae. Bases 122 to 1417 code for a protein of 431 amino acids. The transcript is spliced from 8 exons. The record is from RefSeq and is a predicted model, not a curated record.
CCUUGCUGAGGAGCUGGAGCAGGAGGAAGGACUCACCCCUGAAGAACUGGUGCAGAAACAACUCCUGGACUUGAAAGAGGAGGAAGGUGGGCUGGCAGCCCCGAGCCACAGUGCACCCGGAAUGGGCUCAAGUCCAUCUGAGUCCCACGCCGGCCAAGGUGCCCAGAGGCACGACCAAGACCGCCAUCGAGGGGUCAGUGAUGAAGCCUGCCCACCAGCGAUUGAUUUUGAGGCUCUUCAUAGGCCCAUCCGAACAGACACUGGCCCGUUCGUGCUCAGAGUCUUUGUUCCCUUUCGAGGACGUCAGGCUGGCAAGGGAGGCUGGACCCCAGGCUUUCCUCCUCAAGCUCCACCACCAGCUGCCCAGCUGGCCCCUAUCAUUCGCCCCGUGAACUCUGGGCCAUGGCCACAUGACACUUCCAGGGAGGGCCGCCUGGCCACAAACCAGUCCAACGCCUCGCAGGAUGGCUCCUCUAACACCCAGAGAGAGUACAGUAACUUCCGACGUUGGCAGCACAUCAAGCCCCUGGCCCGGAGACACUUUCACCUGAGUCCUGAUGCAGAAGCUUUUUCCUGCUUUCUCAUCCCAGUGCUUCGAUCCGUGGCCCGCCUGAAUCCCAACAUGCCGCUGGAGGAGGGACUGUGGAGGGCCGUGCAGGAAUGGCGGUGCAGAAGCAACCCUGACCGGGUGAUCUACUACGAGAGGGCGGAAAAGUUCAUGGAAUUUGCGGCCGAGGAGGAGAUGCACAUUCAGCAUUUGCAGUGCAUGCAGUGCGCGCAGGACCUGCCUCCUCCAGCCCCACCGAAGCUGGAUCCUCGGGGGCCCCCAGCCCCGUCCGGCCCCAGGGCCCAGCCCUCGCACCCGAAGCCACACAGAUCCCAGCGGAACCCGGAGCCCAAGGCGCCCAAGGUGAUUCCCCCUGAGACUGUGAGGGAGUAUGUGGACAGGAUGGAGGCGCUGGCGGGGCACGUCCACUCAGCCACAGGCAAGUCACCUGCAGAAUGUGGAAAGGACGGAAAUGAGCUGAACCAGGAAGAGGACGACACCUACUUGGACCCGUGUCUCUUGAGCUGCAUUGACGAGCUGCGUUCCCGGGAAGACUCUGUCACCAAGGUGGAGGCAGUCAUUCACCCUCGAUUCCUGGCAGAAUUGUUUUCCCCAGACCCACAGCUGGAUGUCUUGGCCCUUGCUGAGGAGCUGGAGCAGGAGGAAGGACUCACCCCUGAAGAACUGGUGCAGAAACAACUCCUGGACUUGAAAGAGGAGGAAGGUGGGCUGGCAGCCCCGAGCCACAGUGCACCCGGAAUGGGCUCAAGUCCAUCUGAGUCCUACGCCGGCCAAGGUGCCCAGAGGCAGGUGGUUGUGAUGGCCAGUACUGUGGGGUCUUGUGAUCUCAGAGCAGACACUGGAGGCUGA